This is a messenger RNA of Fusarium subglutinans, 3243 nucleotides long. RefSeq lists its product as uncharacterized. The record is from RefSeq and is a predicted model, not a curated record. The transcript is spliced from 3 exons. Bases 1 to 3243 code for a protein of 1080 amino acids. NCBI's taxonomy places the organism in Eukaryota, Fungi, Ascomycota, Sordariomycetes, Hypocreales, Nectriaceae.
AUGUUGCCAUCCAAAUUUGGGAGUGGGCGGCAGAAGCAGCCUGAACGCCGAACCAGUUUACGACUUGAUCCCAGCAUAGUGGCUUUGCGAUACGAGAAGACGGUACCAGCAGAACCUCCGAUUCUCAUUGUCUCACGAGACCCUACUCGGCUCUCACGUCGUCCUUCGUCUUCUUCGGCAUCAUCUCACAGCUCCCGCCACCGUCCUAUUGUGAUCGUACCUCCUGGUAUUGUCGCACCGCCUGCUGAGGAGCACCCGGCCCUCCGAGGCUCGUCAUCAUCGUCAUCAUCAUCACCACCAGCUCUCAGGACUUCUCCAGUAUCAGUGGAAGAGUGGAAGCGUGAUUCUGGGGUUGCUAGAAACAAGUCUACCUCAACAAUUCACGAAGAAGAGGACGAAGAUGGCCACUCGGGACCCGAAUGCAAGAACAAGAUUCCUGCAGUGGAAUCAAACGUAUCAUCACUGGUAUCAUCCGUCAUGCCGCAGCCCAGUAUGACAACACAGCGAGACGAAGAUCCAUUUGUGGACGAGAAUAGCAUCUUUGAGCCGCUAACAUCAAUACCCACCGAUCCCUUUUGUGUCGUGUACAACGCUCGAUGCACCACGCCGCCUCCUCCAUCUCAGGUGUCCCACUCCGAUACACCGUUACCAUCACCUGCACCUGCAACACCUACUCGACCAAGUAGGACGACUGCUUCCACUGUUCCUUUCUCUAUUCCUUACUCUGAGUACCUUGCAGGCAAAGUUCCCUCCUCCCCAACAUACCCUCCUCUAUCAAGUUCUCGCUCUCACAAAUCUCCCUGUUCCUCAAUCCCAUCGUCUCCUCGUACUUCUUGUUCUUCAUCUCCCCCCACAAUCUCCAAGGGCCUAUCAAGAUCGGGGUCCUCUCGGUUCGGUACAUUUUCGCAAAUGUUCAACACUCCAAUUCAACCCUUGUGGCGGGGCACCGCUAGCACCGCCAAUUCCAGCGCGUCUAGUACCCCAACUGUCAGUGCACAAUCCACUAUUACCACAGCCCUUGGCGCUACCGUCAACGCUCCAGCCACUGAUGCCGAUACGGCGAUUGAUUUGGCUGAGUCUGGGUCGCUUCCGUCGAAUAAGGAACAGGGCUCUUCCCGUUUUUGGAACAGGUCCCGUUCUGCCUCCACAACCUCGAAUAAUAGCACUAGCACUGUUGCAUUGGCGGGCACCACAUCCAUUUCAUCUAAUAACGAUCUCCCCUUUGUUCCCCUCGACGUGUCUAUCCCUUGCGAAAGCCUCCUCGACGAUGCCUUCAUGAACACCGUUUCUUUUUCCAAUCGCGGCAGCAUCAUGUUAGGAGCUCAAGACGCCGCCGCCAUUGACGGCGCUAUCAAACAGCACACCAUGUCAAUUGACUCGGCCUCUUCUACCAACGCUGACACGCUCGCGACCGCAAAUAAUGACGAGAGCGACUCGGGCCACGCCACCCCAACUCCCACUCCCUCAACUACUGCCCCUCGUUCCAUCACUCCUACUCCUACAACGCCAACGACCCAAAAGUCACAGACCCUUCCUCGACCCAGCGACGAGUCCAACGACAUGAAUAACUCUGUUAAGAGGGCAGGCGAUGGUUCUCCUCAGGGCCUGAUGUCAGCCCCUGACAUUCGUGUCUUGGUCGCCGACGUGGAGAAGGAAUCUCAAAAGGUGAGAUCGCUCUAUACUGUUGGCGAUGGUUCUCACGGUGAGCCUGGCAAGAGGCACUCGUACUGCGAGCGUCUUGAACCAACUCCCGAAGUCCCGUCCGAGGAGAAUGAACUUGACCCUGUUCCAAAUCACCUUUCUCCGGCCUGGCAAAUGCCCGCCUCUGGAAGUUCUUCUUCCCUGCGGUCUAGAGGCGGAGGACUCGAAGAUUGGGAUGACCUUGAGGGUGCCCACGUUGACCGAUAUGGCUUCAUCACACUACCGCCACCGCCUGGUUCAAGAAUGGGCACACCAACAGAGACGCGGUCAGCCUCGGGCUCCCCAAGAAAACGUAGCUUGUUACAGAAACGAGACCCUUAUAGCUUGACAUCCACUCUCAGUGGUAGUGGCCGACGGACUCCAACCAGAAAGGUUUCCGCACGGUCGCUCAACACACAAACAUCCGAAUUAUCAAUAUCAACAUCGCUUCGCUCAUCUCGAUCAGUAAUACGGCAAGCCAGCAACUUGCUGCCCCACAAUCGUGACAGGCGGUGGAUGGACGAAGCAGGCGACAUGCUCAAUGCAGCCCCGAGCCUUCAGGACAUCGUGGACGAGAUUCAAGCCGAGAAGUUAACAGAAGUUAUGAAGCGCAAGGAAUGGGAAAGGUCUGAAAAAUGGAGGAAAAUGGCUAAAGUUGUUCGCCGGGGUGGCGAGGGUGAGGGCAUGGAGUUUGAGUUCGACAUGAGAAAUCCGAAGCUGAUUGAAAGGACAUGGAAAGGAAUACCCGAUCGAUGGAGGGGAGCAGCAUGGUGGUCUUUUAUGGCCACCAGCGCGAGGGAACAUGAGGGAUCACCCUCCGAGGAGAGAAUUGUUGCCGAAUUUCAUCGGCUACAGCGACGAAGCUCCCCAGACGAUGUACAGAUUGACUUGGACGUGCCCAGGACCAUCAGCCGCCAUAUUAUGUUUCGACGACGUUAUCGAGGUGGCCAGCGACUACUGUUCAGGGUCCUUCACGCAAUAUCAAUCUACUAUCCUGAGACAGGUUAUGUUCAGGGCAUGGCUUCACUAGCGGCAACACUGCUCUGCUACUUCGACGAAGAGAAGUGCUUUGUCAUGCUGGUGCGAAUGUGGCAUCUACGCGGACUGGCUCGUCUAUAUCGUCCAGGUUUUGAGGAACUCAUGGCUGCCAUGGGUGACUUCAGUAAGCACUGGCUUAACAAGGAAGUGGCCAGUAAACUAGACGAGUUGUGUAUUGACACUACUGCUUAUGGUACGCGCUGGUACCUGACACUAUUUAACCUUUCCGUACCCUUUCCAGCCCAGCUGCGAAUCUGGGAUGUCUUCCUCCUAUUGGGUAAUGACACGUCUUCUAUGUCCGAAUCACGAAAGUCCGAGACCAACACACCUCAGACGGUGGAAUACGAUGUUUUGCACGCUACUAGUGCAGCAUUGGCUCAAGCCCUCCGAGAGGUACUCUUGGGUGCGGAAUUCGAGAACGCCAUGAAGGCAUUAACAUCACCUAUCCCUGUCAAAGAUGAGGACUUUUUGAUGAAAGUGGUCAAGGCGGAAUACAAACAACACCACGGCAAGAAGAAGACGUAG